Messenger RNA from Kockovaella imperatae, 1422 nucleotides. Its product is annotated as elongation factor Tu GTP binding domain-domain-containing protein. Lineage: Eukaryota; Fungi; Basidiomycota; Tremellomycetes; Tremellales; Cuniculitremaceae. The record is from RefSeq and is a predicted model, not a curated record. Bases 1 to 1422 code for a protein of 473 amino acids. Gene Ontology annotation, molecular function: translation initiation factor activity; GTPase activity; tRNA binding. The transcript has 10 exons. Gene Ontology annotation, cellular component: cytosol; eukaryotic translation initiation factor 2 complex. Gene Ontology annotation, biological process: formation of translation preinitiation complex; positive regulation of translational fidelity.
AUGGCGGACGCGAUCAACGAUCCCGCUGCCGCCGCGGCCUCGGCCUCCAUGGUCGUACCCACUGAGGAGGUCAAAGUGGAUCUGACAAAGCUCAACGCGUUGUCUCCCGAAGUCAUCUCAAAGCAGGCAACUAUUAACAUCGGUACCAUCGGUCAUGUCGCUCAUGGCAAAUCGUCCACUGUCCGAGCCAUCUCUGGUGUCCAGACUGUCCGAUUCAAGAAUGAAUUGGAAAGAAAUAUCACCAUCAAGCUUGGUUACGCCAACGCCAAGAUCUUCAAAUGCAACAACCCUGCGUGUCCCCCUCCGGGUAACUACAAAUCCUUCCCAUCAAGUAAAGAUUCCGACCCAAAAUGCGAGAGGCCAGGGUGUGGAGGUACCAUGGAGUUGCAACGGCAUGUCUCUUUCGUCGACUGUCCCGGACACGACAUUCUCAUGGCUACCAUGUUGACUGGCGCCGCCGUUAUGAACGGAGCUUUGCUUUUGAUCGCUGGAAACGAAUCUUGCCCACAACCUCAGACCGGAGAACAUCUGGCAGCGUUGGAAAUCAUCGGAGUUGAUCCGAAAAACAUUGUCAUCCUACAAAACAAGAUGGAUUUGGUCAGGCAGAGCGAAGCGAACGAGCACUAUGAGAGCAUAAAGAAAUUCGUGGAGGGUACCACUGCCCGACUCGCACCGAUCAUUCCCGUUUCUGCUCAGCUCAAAUUCAACAUCGAUGCUGUGGUCGAGGCCCUGUGCAAAGUCGCUCCGCCGAAUUACGAUUUUACGGCUGAUCCCCGUAUGGUCGUCAUUCGAUCAUUCGAUGUCAACAAGCCAGGAGCAGAGGUCGAUGAGCUCAAGGGAGGUGUAGCGGGAGGAAGUAUCCUGCAGGGAGUGUUCAAGGUCGGCAUGGAGGUCGAGAUUCGACCUGGGUUGAUCACUAGGGAUGCCAAUGGCGUGUGCACUUGCCGACCCCUGAGAUCACGGAUCGUUUCCCUUCUCGCCGAGCAAAACCAUCUUCAAUUCGCGGUCCCGGGAGGUCUGAUCGGAGUGGGAACAUUGGUUGACCCUGCUCUUUGUCGAGCGGAUCGUUUGUUGGGUAUGGUCAUGUCUGCAGUUGGGAAAGGACCCUCUAUAUAUACUGAGGUCAAGGCAGAGGUAUUCCUGCUUCGACGAUUGUUGGGAGUCAAAACGGACGAUAGCAAAAAAGCCAAAGUCACCAAAUUGGUCGUCGGGGAGAACUUGUUCGUCAACAUUGGUGCUUCCCAGACUGGAGGACGUAUCGUGGCUCUCAAGGGAGGAGACGUCACUAUCGCCUUGACCACCCCGGCAUGCACAGAGAAGGGCGAAAAGAUCGCCCUCAGUAGACGUAUCGACAAGCAUUGGCGUCUGAUCGGAUGGGGCAAGGUCAAGUCUGGUGGAGUCCUGGCUGAAGUCGUCGAGUAG